AUGGUUAACCAGACUACUAAGAGCAUCUUCUCUUCUUCUGACUCCCAACCUCCAAACUUCAAACGGGCCACGGUCGCUCCCGAUCUCGCUGCCCGCAAGUACCUACAAUGGGACAGUCCAGGCGUUGAGAUUAUUCCUCCCGGCGAGGCAGAUGAUAUCAARGCGGUGGCCGAGCAGAUUUACACCCAGCAAAGACAGCCCUUCGACACCCAUCGCCAUGCGUACACCGGAGCUCUCUCUCGCACCCAUGGUAUCGUCAAAGGAACAUUUGAGGUGCUGGCAAAUCUGCCAGCACACCUCCGCCAAGGCGAGCUCUUCGCUAAAGCAGCCGUCUACCCAGCAGCAUGUCGAUACAGCACCGAGCCAGGCGAUCCGGGAUUGUCAGAURCCCUUCCAGCACCACGGGACUUCUCCAUGAAGCUGUUCAACGUCAAAGGCGACUUCUUCGACAUCGGCAAGGACACAGCCACUCAAGACAUCGAAUUCAACAGUACGCCAGCCAUCGAAUUGGCAACUGGUCGCCCAACACGCGAGAUCUUCGACAUUCGMAUGAAAGCUGGCCACAACGAGUCCGCCAUGAACAGGGGACUUGAAACGCGGAACGACACCAAACUCCAGAAAGCCCGGUUUCAGGCCCGCAAUCUUCAUCUAGCAUCUUUUCGCCAAUACUCCCAAUCCGCAUACCGUUUCGGGGACUACGUCAUGAAGUACAGUCUUGUACCCAACACUACCACCCAGGAGAAGCUCUCCAAUGACGAAGUCAAACCUAACCAGCACGAAUCCGAUAUCCUCCACCGCUGGCUCCAACACUUUCACAAGAGUCACGAAGCGGAAUUCCUCUUCCAAGUUCAAUUGCUGGAGAAUCUAGACGAGCAGCCCGUAGAAUACGCAGGCGCAAUCUGGGACGAAGAAAAGUAUCCCUGGCAGACAGUCGCAGUCCUCAAGAUCCCGAAGCAGGAGUCUUUCGAUCUGGAAAGGAAGGCUUUCUGGGAGGAUCACAUGCGACUGGAUCCUUGGCAUGGAUUGAAGGCUUACCAACCGCUUGGGGGCAGUAAUCGAUUGAAGAGAGUGGUGUAUCCUGCUAGUAGUGGGUCGCGGAUGAAUUUUAAUGGACGAAAGGAGGUUUGGGUGAAGAGCAUUGAUGAAAUUCCGAACUGA
Messenger RNA from Ramularia collo-cygni, 1158 nucleotides. RefSeq lists its product as uncharacterized. The transcript has a single exon. Lineage: Eukaryota; Fungi; Ascomycota; Dothideomycetes; Mycosphaerellales; Mycosphaerellaceae. The record is from RefSeq and is a predicted model, not a curated record. The coding region runs from base 1 to 1158 and encodes 385 amino acids. Gene Ontology annotation, molecular function: heme binding.